UGGAGACCAAGGCAUCGAUCUGGAUGAAUGCGCAAUGAUGGUCGUCUGAAUACUUGAAGGUUGGGGCAAGUUUAUCAAACAAGAAAUGCCAUCUAGAGAGUACCUUGAGAGAGCAGCUAAAAUAAUAAUUUCUGCAACUCCAGAAUCCUCAUCAGAAGAAAGAAUUACAAUGAAAAUCCUCGGUGACUGGAUUGAUCAAAAUGAAAAUAUGAUGUCAAUGUUUCUAAUGUUUGAACCUCAGGAAAAGGUUGAGGAGAGGCUAUCACUAUUCUUACCCUUCAAGAGAGACUCUUCUCAUCUUCCUAUUUUACUACAUAAAUACUUAGGAAAGAAAAUAAUUGUGGAGAAAAGUCUUAAGAAAAUUUCAAAGAACAAAGAUUUUACUAGAUCUAGCCUAGAAAACUUAAAACUCAAGAAAAAUUCUUCGAGGAUGUCUUUGAUAAAAAGAAGCAUUAAGAAGAGGCGAACCAGACAAUCACAGCCAAAGCUGAGUGAAAGGAUUACAAAAUCCUAUGCAAUUCCUAUUUCUAUAGAAAAUCUUGCUGAUCCAGGCUUUUACAAGCUUAAGAAGUUAGAAAAUGAGGUUUCACUGCCAAAUCUUAAAGGAGCUCCUGCUACAAACCUUAUAAACAAAAUAAAGGAGCAACAAAGCACGGAGGAGACUCCAAAGAGAAAAUCUGUUCGUCACAGUAGCUUAGUUCACCAAGAUGAGAAAGAGAAGAAUUUGCCCACUAAUCUUGGCUCGAAACGGUUUAUCCCCAAAAGGACCAGGAGCAAAAACAUUAUAACAAUAAAGGAUAAGACUAUUAAGAGAAAAGAUGUAAUACUACUCAAGGAGGAAUUCGACUCUCUUUAUUUCAAUAAUAAGUAUUCUAACGGAAUGAGCCACUCUAACCUUCCAAGUUUGAGCAAAGGAGAAGAGCUAGACCCAGAGAUUGCAAAGAAAGUGUCGUUCAAAGAUACACUAAAAAAAUUUGCUCCAGGUGCAACGAAAGAAGACAUGGAUAAAAUGCUAGAUUGGGUUAAAUAAGGAGCAAGAGAUUGAAGAAAAAGGAGUGAUAAACUAUAAAAUGCCCAAAUAUGCCAAUCAGCAAAAGACUUCUCGCAAUAUACGGUUUAAACAAUUGAAGGAUUAUAUUCAUAUCUUUGAUAACCUUGAUAAGGACCGUGACUCGUUCCUCACAUUCAAAGACUUCCGUGAAGCUUACAGCCAUAUUCUUUCAGAUAAGGAUAUUGAGUCCUUCUUUACAAGGUUCAAUAAGAUAGCUCGUACUGAUCUUGACCAUCAACAUGACCCUAGUUCUUGUCUGGACCUCCAAGAGUACUUGAAGAUCAUGUUGCCUCAGGACUCUCUGCUAGAUGAAAAAGUCAAGAUCGAAGCUGAAGAAUACCAUAACAAAUUGCUACAGUCAACUAAAGCAGUGUUAAGAAAGAAACUAUUUUAGAUAGCCUAAUAGGGACC
This is a messenger RNA of Moneuplotes crassus, 1462 nucleotides long. NCBI's taxonomy places the organism in Eukaryota, Ciliophora, Spirotrichea, Euplotida, Euplotidae. The record is from the annotation of a GenBank genome assembly.